This is a messenger RNA of Diuraphis noxia (Russian wheat aphid), 1601 nucleotides long. RefSeq names its product leucine-rich repeat-containing protein 58. Gene Ontology annotation, molecular function: protein binding. Gene Ontology annotation, cellular component: cytoplasm. The record is from RefSeq and is a predicted model, not a curated record. NCBI's taxonomy places the organism in Eukaryota, Metazoa, Arthropoda, Insecta, Hemiptera, Aphididae.
GCUACCAUUUUCCUACCUACCGUUGUAGAGUCGAUCCGUCGAUCGUGCACGUGCAUCUUACCUAUGCAUAACAGCCGCGCGGUAGGUAUAUUUGCCACGGCCAUCACCCAUUGCCGUAUUUUAUGACAUUCGACACAUCACACAUGUGUAUUAGAUAGGUACUAUUGGCGUAAAUACAAUUGUUUUAUAAUAUUUUCGUCGUUUUACCAUCGUGUUUUUAUAGACAAUAAUWCUCGCUGCAGUGUUCGUGUGCGGUAUACGAAACAAUCAGAUUGCAGUGGCCUAUUCUCGUAUAUUACGUAAUAUAUAAUUAUUAUUAUUCGCAAUCAUGUUUAAUGGGUACUAUGGGUCAACGUCGGAGAGCAGCGACAGCGACGCGCCGAUCGACGACGGAUCAUCCGUUAAGACGAUGGACCUCAACUACCUGUUGCUGGACGGCGACACUAUCCAGAAGCAUUUGGACGACAUGUGCAAGCGCAGCCGGCCAGAUGGUAUUGACACGAUGCUGCUCAACCAUAACGCUAUGCUAUCRUUGCCACCUGCAAUCAAUCGGUUCCAGCACCUCCGCGUGCUCGACAUUAGCAACAACCGGUUGACGCAUGUGCCCUACUUCGUGGCACGGUUACCACUCACCACGCUUGUCGCCAAGAAUAAUCUUAUCGACGAUGACGGGUUCCCUAAGGAGUUCGGCUGUGCUGCUCACCUCAAGGUGCUUAACAUUAGUGGUAACCGGCUGUCACACUUUCCCCAACAACUACUGUCGGUCACCACUCUCGAGUACCUGUACAUGGGCAGCAACAAUCUAGUCGAGAUACCCAAAGAUAUCAACAAACUCAUCAGAUUGAAGUUCUUGUGUUUGGGUGGAAAUCAUCUGUCAGAUGUGCCUGUGACUUUAGGUAUGUUGGAUAAUUUGAAAGCGCUAAACUUGAGUGAUAACUCACUGGAGAGUUUGCCACCGGCCAUUGCCAAUCUCAAACAUCUAAAAUCGUUGAUGUUGCACAAAAACAGACUUCGUACACUUCCUGUAGAAAUCAUAUCAUUGAAGUGCCUCACAGAGUUAAGCCUGAGGGACAAUCCAUUGGUUGUGAGAUUCGUAAGUGAUAUGACGCAUAAUCCACCAUCUUUACUCGAACUGUCUGCUAGAUCAGUGAAAAUUAACAAUGUACAAUACGGAGAACGCGAUUUGCCAUACAAUUUGAUUGAAUAUUUAUCAAGCGCACAUCAUUGUGUCAAUCCUAAGUGUAAAGGUGUAUUUUUUGAUGACAGAGUAGAACACAUUAAGUUUGUGGACUUUUGUGGCAAAUACCGAAUUCCACUGCUACAGUACCUAUGUUCAUCAAAAUGCAUAGUCAACCACAGAAACAUACUUGGAGAUAGCACGGACAGCAAUAUGAUGAGAAAAGUUUUACUCGGAUAAAUCUGUGAACAUUUAUUUUUAAAGAGAUAGGUUACCUACCUACUUACUACACAAUUUAUUUGAUUUAUAUGUAAAUACCUAUUUUCAUACAUACAAGCCCCUAUUAAGUCUAUUCAAGACAACUAAGGGUUGAAUUCAUCAAUACAGUCAUGGUACACUAAAUAAAUACUAUAAGUACCUCUGA